GAAGUUUCCUACACUCGCUGUUGAACCCCAUUUAGCGCCACCGCUCGUCGCAUCGUGCAUACUGCUUGCUGCCGGGCCAUAGUACACAUACUCUCGUCACUUUGACAUCGCAUCAUCGAACAGCUCCCAUGUUUGGAAAAGCAGCACUUCUUGUCCUCGUGGCGGCGGCAGGUAUCCAGGCCGACUUUAUGGUUUACACCGAGCCUCCAAUCCCCACCUCCGCGAUACCCUCAUUUCCAAACCCAGCAGACGCUGCCAGUUGGACCACUUCCGUCUUCCUCAACGCACGACUCGCUUACGCGUCUUUCACAAGGUCCCUUGGCGAGCCCUAUCAAUCCUCCCUCACGUCUGCGCGAUCGGAAAUCGACGCCUUCGUCGCAACUGCCUCCAACUAUAGCAUCCCUCCUGCAGUCACCAUGGCCGACGAGACACCAACAUUCUUUUCCAAGCCGGACUGGUACACUGCGCUGCCGAGUCGCGCGAGGGCCUUCAAGGAGCAGCAAGUUAGCGACCAGUUCAGUAUCGUACGCAAUGUCAUUGCGGCGCGGGUUACACCGGCAAGCUCAACGGGCGCGGCGAUGCCGACAGCAGUUCCGGGACAUUGGUUUGGCGCCGAGUUCGGCGUCAUGGCUGCGGCGGCCGCGGCAGCAUUCUUGUGAACUGGAAUGGCUGGAAGGGCAAUAUGUCAUGAUUCAAAAAUGAUAAACGAGAUAAACGGGCGUUACGGAUAAUUUUGGGUAUGGAACGCAUGUGAAGUCAUGUUAUAAAUCGACUACUCUGGUCAGUAGAGGGUGAUGUAAUCAUCAUGCGCAAGUGAAAUCAAUUCAGUUUGAACAAUCAACCCACACUAUCUGCGGUUGGCUUUUA
Messenger RNA from Bipolaris maydis ATCC 48331, 867 nucleotides. RefSeq lists its product as uncharacterized. Lineage: Eukaryota; Fungi; Ascomycota; Dothideomycetes; Pleosporales; Pleosporaceae. The record is from RefSeq and is a predicted model, not a curated record.